Messenger RNA from Cylicocyclus nassatus, 633 nucleotides. Lineage: Eukaryota; Metazoa; Nematoda; Chromadorea; Rhabditida; Strongylidae. The record is from the annotation of a GenBank genome assembly.
AUGCGUCACAAUUACUGUUUAAGACAGGAAGCUGCUGACGAUCAAAUAAACAGAAUCAUGGGGCAGCUAAUUACUGUAUUUUCGUAUGCAACUCUUUAUUGCCGCCUGGGUAUAUCAAUAAAUCGCUUGAUAGCAAUUGCUGUACCAAUUCAAGCGGCCAAGUUGCUUACAAGACGGAACUCUUUUGUUUGCGUUCUUGUCGUCUGGUGUCUUGCAUUUUGCCACGCCUCUCCUUAUUUUUGGGCAUCUUGCUGUCAUAUAUACUACGAUUGCAACAUGUGGAGGUGGAUAACUGUUGGAUCGCAUUGGGGAAAAACUUUUAUUUAUGUUGACAAAUGCGGCAUAAUUAUCAUGAUCAUCACAUUUAUGUUAGACGUUGUUGCUGUGGCGAAAUUUAGGAAAGCCAACAAGGUGUUUUCCAACAACGCAAGCAUGAUGAGUAAGGCCCAGAGAAGAAGACGUCGCAUGGAGAUCAAAUUUUUCAAACAGGCACUCUGUCAAAAUGGACUUUCUCUGAUAGCUUUCAUCAGCUACCACUUCAUAAGCCCACUAUUUGGUGAUCGCUGGUUGGUAUUUCUGACAAGCACGUUCGUCUGGCAGCUUCUGCAUGCUUCCGAUGGGUAUGUCUUAUAG